ACCAACAAGAUGGAGGUUUAUUUAUCUUCAGAGACUGAAUCAUAUUAUUUGAAAUCUGUGAAAUUUUAAGAAUAAUAUACAAUGAGUGUUUUAAAAAUACUGAAAGGAACGUUUCACAACGUUCAGCAAGAUAUAGUUGAUGGACUUCGGACACUCACUUCAUCUGAUGGCCAGCCAAGACAUGAACAGCUACGCAAUAUUAAAAAUAAAGAAAUAAAUUUGAACGUUGGUGCUGAUUUGUUAUAUGGGUACCAACAAACAUGGUCAGCUAUUCAGGCAGAGACCAAAGACUCAGCAAAGAAAGCAGAGGAGGUCAGUACUUUAUUACAGCCCAUGUUUCAAGUCUGGGAUAAAUGUGGUGAGUCGGUGACGCAGUUGGAGGAAGAGGUGAAAAACAUUCCCAGCAUUCUCAAUACUCUUGAACAACUUCAGAAAUUGAUAGCUGGACUUCGCCAGGACUUCAUUGUAGCAGAAAAAGGGCUUGAGGUUCUAGAAAAUUUGUGUGAAGAACAAGAAUUAAAAAAGAAUUUUCUUAUAGAGCAGAAAAAACUGACAGCUUAUAGAUUACAAAAAGAAAGUGAAGCUGAAAAAAUUAAAGUUGUGAUGGCACAAGAUCAUGCCAAAAAAAUGGCUAAAUUAGAAAGCCAAAAAAGAAUUAACCUCCAAGAACGUGCUGAAGUUUUUACUUCUGCUUUCCAAGAAGAUCUGGAGUACUAUAGGACACAUGGCCAUCCAGAUCGUGUUCCAACAGAAUUUCCAAAAGUUUCAAGUUUGAGUGAAAUAGUAAUUGAAGAAGAUAAACAGGAGUUGGACUCCUUUCUUGGUCCACCUGAUGGCUCCCAAGAGUUGUCAGGAGAAAAUGCAUACAUUGAAGAUGAUUACCUAGGAGAUUUCUCUGUCAAAGAAGACACAGACUUCAUAGAAAAUGUUGAGUACAUUAAUAGCACUAUAGUAGAGAACAUGGCCAUUGUAGGGGACCAUGAGGAUUAUGAAGACUCUCCCUUGACCAGAAGCUUUGAUUCUUCAAAAGGUGCUACUGCAAGAGACAAAGAAGAUGAAAACAGUGAGAUGGGAGAACAGUUUCUAUCGAGGAAUGCCCUGGAUAACAAAUUCAGGACACUGACAACCACAAGCGAUAGCUCGGAGCACGAUGGUGAAAAUCAUGGACCAGAUGCCAGCCAGUCAAAGACACCUUUACAUACUGAGACUGAAGUAGAAAAAAGAUUGACAGAAGAGGAAAGAUGAGUUUUAGAUGUUCACUGUAAAGGAGGAGGUUGAUGCAAAAAAUUAUAUUGUGGCUGUUAAUGAUAAAUAGGCUGCUUUGCAAGUGUUAAUUAUAUGAUAUAAUGAUAGUAUCUAGAAAAUGUCUACAAUCGCCUGUAAAUAUUCUUAUUCAUAGACGUGGGUUGAGAUUGUUACAUUUUUAAUAGUUAUAAUUUAGACUUUUCCAAUUUUAAAAUAGCUUCACAAAUUAUUUUAUUUUUUCAAUGUUAUAUGUGCAAUGGUCAAAUUAAACAUAUAUACAACUUAUAAACUAAUAAUUUAAUUUCAUGUCCCAACUUACACCAAAUGUGCCUUUAUCAGAAUAAGUAGAAAUUUCAUUAUCAAGAUUUAAUUGGUUUUGGUUGUAUAAUUGGUUGCUUUUUUUUUAUACUAUAUCAAUCAGAAAUUAUUUUUUCAAGAUAGAAAUCAACAAAGGUGAAUAUUUUUUGUUAUAUUAACAUUUUCCCUUAGAAAGAGAAUUAGCUUAAAAAUAAUUUACAAUGAAAUAUUUUUGCCAUUUCUUUUUAAAAUUAUAUAUAAAUCUAUAAAUUAAAAUCUUAAAGUUUCGAUAUUUGUUUUUUACUGCUUUACUUUUAACAUGUGAUAUAGUUAUUCUGUCCAAAAAUCUUUUAAUUUUCUCCAUUUGUUUUGAAGUCUUACUAUCUCUUCAUCUAUUCUUAAUACUUUACAUUUAUUGAUUUGAAAUGUUGUUUAUGAAUGUAAAUGUUUUUGUCACUUUUCUUAAAUGUUUAACUAAUACAAAAUGCCAACAACAUUUUUUUGUUCAUUUAUUUUUAAAUGAAAUACAAUAAAUGUCUUUUUUUGUAGUUAAAUAAAUAACAUCUUUUGAGAAUCAAGAAGCAGAAUUUAAGUAGGCCUUUUUUUUUUUAGAAGGGCUAAGCAACAAUAUAACAUAUAUAUAUCAUAUACCAU
Messenger RNA from Biomphalaria glabrata, 2196 nucleotides. Its product is annotated as dysbindin-like. NCBI's taxonomy places the organism in Eukaryota, Metazoa, Mollusca, Gastropoda, Planorbidae. The record is from RefSeq and is a predicted model, not a curated record. Gene Ontology annotation, biological process: negative regulation of protein kinase activity. The transcript is spliced from 8 exons. Bases 82 to 1245 code for a protein of 387 amino acids. Gene Ontology annotation, cellular component: cytoplasm.